CGUGGCUUACAACGAUGACCGAGGAGGGCGGCGGCGGCGGCGGGGAGAAGGGAGGGGAGAGAGGCAGCGAGGGGAGGGCGGCGAGGGAAGAGAUGAGAACCAGCAACAGGUUAGGGAGGGAGGCAUGAGAGGGCGGGAAGAGGUGACGUCACGUGGCGGAGGAUGCAACGGGCUUAUUGGUGACGCAGGAGUGUGUGGCGGGGGAGUGGCCAGGUGACGUCAGGAAUGUCAGAGGGGCGUGGCAUGUGGCGGCAGCGUGGCGUGGCGUAACAGUCAGUAUUGCUCUGGUGGGGAAGGAGGGAAGGCAAACGAGCGGCGCCCUUGCCUCUCAAUCCGCGGAGUCUUUAUAGUUACAGCGCCCAAAACAAUCUGUUGGUUAAUCUCUUCUUGUCCCUCUAAGUCAUUGCCGGACACUAGACUAGAAAGGAAGAUAAUCACAUUAGAAAGGAAAUAUAACUGAUUGAGAAGGGAAUACGGUUUUUUUUUUUUUUUUUUUUUUUUACGAUCGCCACACGAACGUUCCAGUUGUUGUGGCUAGCUGAUGUUUCAUGAAGGACUGACUGUGUCGUGACCGUGUGACACUCGCCACCUCCUGCUGCUGCUGCUGCGCCUAUUGCUGCUUCAUCUAUUGGUGUUUGGCCCAGAGAGACUAAGCGGAGGAAAAGUAGGAGAGGAGAAAUAAAAGGGGGGGGGAGGAAGAGAGGAAGAGGAGGGGGGAGGGGAAGGGGAGCGGGCGGCAUGGUGGCCCCGUGUGGUGGAGAUGGCUGCAACCCCGCUCCCCAUCACCACCCAGCCGACACCCUGCAGCGCCACCCCCACCACCCGCAGUACUACGUGUCCGCCGCCCACCUUCCCAACGCCAUGCUGAGCCUGAGCAAGACAACCUACCUGGACGGAAACUGCUCCUCGGCGGUGGACGAGGCGGGACCGCGCUGGGUGGUGUACCAGGUGGUGUUCCCGGCACUGGUGGGUGUGGGCGUGAUGGCCAACCUGCUGAACCUGGUGGUGCUCUCCCGCCCCGCCAUGCGUGGUGUGGCCUACAGGUACCUCAACCACCUGGCCGUGAGUGACCUGCUGUACCUGCUGUUCAACGUGCCCUUCUGCCUGGAGGACUUCGUGCGGGUAUCAGUGUCAGGGCAGGCGGCGGGGCGGAGCAGCGCGGUGUACUACGCGUACGUGGGGGUGCCGCUGGUGAAUCUGUUCCUCACCAUGAGCGAGUACAUCGUGGUGUGGCUCUCCUACGACCGCUGCCUCGCCGUCUGCUGGCCACACAAGUUCUCGGCGAAGCAGCGGCUACGCGUGGUGCGGGAGAGGUGCGGCCUGUCCCUGGCACUGACUAUGGCCGUGUACUGCCUCAGCCCCCUCAGCCAGACCUACCAGUGUGAGGGCGCCGUCUGCUGUGUCAUCGACAGCCCCUACAGUCACCUUGGGUGGUUUAUGGGAUACGAACUCUUCAGGGAGAUCUAUUCCAGGUUCCUACCGGCGCUGCUCGUCACGGGGUUCAAUGUGGCCAUCGUGGUGACGCUGCGCCGCCUCCACCGUGAGAGGGGCGCCGAGGAUGUCAUCAACGAGUCGCGGCAGGAGCGUGAGCGGCGUCUGUUUGUGUUGCUGGUGGCGGUGACGGUGCUGUUCUACGUGACGGCCUUCCCCAGUGCCAUGUACAAGGUGCUGCCCGGCGCAGAUCCGCGCCUCGAGAGUGUGCUGCGCCCCAUUGCUGACAUGCUGGAGGUGUCCGGCCACGUGUUCAACUUCGUGCUCUACUUUCUCUUCAGCCCCGACUACCGCAGGACACUAGUAGGCAUGGCCGCGCCCCCAGACAAGUCACGUGCCGGACCUCCACACUUCCACUCUUCCAGCGCUAUUCCAUUAUGAGUCCCCACCGCCACCCACGCCGCGUCCAAUCUCACCCUCACGGGUGGGGAGGGGGUACUCUCGAGUCCCUUUACGCCCACGGCUUGGUUCGGGACGGAGAUAACGAGAAGGGAACUACACUCAUGUCCGGCUCAGGAAACAGGAAUAGAGGGAGAGAGAGGAAUAGAGUGGAGAAAUGGAACAAGUGAAAGGAGAAAUAAGAAACAGAGAGAAUAAAGGUCAAACACGUGACUAAAAAAACAUGAUGAAAGUGAAAGACAAGAACUGAAAGCAAACAAGAGAAACACGAAAACAUGAAAACGGAAAGAGUUGAAGGAAAAUACGAAUGAGAGAUAAAAGAGAAGAUUAGUGAGUGACAGAGAAAACAACAGAUCUCAAACAAGAGGAAAGGUGAGCAACGGAACGGAGAAGGAAAGAAAGGAAAAGUAAACGUGGAAACGAAACAAAAUAAACGGAAAAGAAAUAAUAGAAAAUAACAAGGUGGUAAAAAAAAAAAAAAAACAAGCUGUUAAUGGAAUGAAGAAAAUGAGAGGUGGAGAAGGAAGAAGAGAGAGAAGGAGAGUAGAAGUAACGUGAUAAAGGAGACGAUACAGUAAAGACAACAAACAGGUGAACCCAACGAAGGUGUGUACAUUAGCCGUCACGUGACCUAACACAACUAGAUGAUGAAGCCGUGUUUGCUCUCUCUCUCUCUCUCUCUCUCUCUCUCUCUCUCUCUCUCUCUCUCUCUCUCAUUAGAAGUGCCAUGAGUAACUACUAUUACUACCACUAUCACUACCACUAUUACUACUACUACUACUACUACUAUUCUAUACAGUAUUACUUACCCGUCCCAUACAUGCCCUUUAAUUACGGUGGAGUGGAAAAGAGAAGUACGUUUGGCACUUAUGGGAAAGUCUAUUUAAAGCCUGAGAGAGAGAGAGAGAGAGAGAGAGAGAGAGAGAGAGAGAGAGAGAGAGAGAGAGAGAGAGAGAGAGAAUGGAAACUGACGAC
Messenger RNA from Scylla paramamosain (green mud crab), 2865 nucleotides. Its product is annotated as probable G-protein coupled receptor B0563.6. Gene Ontology annotation, cellular component: membrane. Lineage: Eukaryota; Metazoa; Arthropoda; Malacostraca; Decapoda; Portunidae. Gene Ontology annotation, biological process: G protein-coupled receptor signaling pathway. The coding region runs from base 739 to 1872 and encodes 377 amino acids. Gene Ontology annotation, molecular function: G protein-coupled receptor activity. The transcript has 4 exons. The record is from RefSeq and is a predicted model, not a curated record.